Sphenostylis stenocarpa is the source of this 1575-nucleotide messenger RNA. Lineage: Eukaryota; Viridiplantae; Streptophyta; Magnoliopsida; Fabales; Fabaceae. The record is from the annotation of a GenBank genome assembly.
AUGGCAGAACCUAAGGUCAAGUACGAUCGCCAGCUCAGAAUAUGGGGUGAUCAAGGACAAGCAGCCCUUGAGAAAUCUAGUAUUUGCUUACUUAACUGCGGUCCUACCGGUUCUGAAACUCUUAAGAAUCUUGUUCUUGGUGGAAUUGGAAGCAUCACUGUAGUUGAUGGGUCUAAAGUUGAAGAGGGUGACCUUGGAAACAAUUUUUUGGUGGACGAGUCAAGCCUCGGAAAGUCAAAGGCCAGAUGUGUGUGCUCAUUUCUUCAAGAGCUGAAUGAUGCAGUGAAAGCUAAGUUUGUAGAAGAGUCUCCUGAAACAUUGAUUGAGACAAAUCCAUCAUUCUUUUCUCAAUUCACUUUGGUUGUUGCCACUCAGCUCGUGGAAAAUUCAAUGAUAAAGCUUGACCGAAUCUGCAGGGAGGAAAAUGUUAUCUUGAUCUUUGCUCGCUCCUAUGGCCUUACAGGCUUUGUUCGAAUUAGUGUGAAGGAACAUGAUGUGAUUGAGUCCAAGCCUGAACAUUUUUUGGAUGAUCUCCGGUUAAAUAAUCCUUGGCCUGAACUCAAGAGAUUUGCAGAUGACAUUGAUUUGAAUGUACAAGAUCCUGUGGCCCAUAAGCACAUACCAUAUGUUGUCAUUCUUGUCAAGAUGGCUGAUGAGUGGGCCAAAAGCCAUGGUGGUAGGCUUCCAUCAACCAGAGAAGAAAAGAAGGAGUUCAAGGAGCUUCUUAAGGCUGGGAUGGUUGCACAAGAUGAAGAUAAUUAUAAAGAAGCUAUUGAUUCAUCAUUCAAAGUAUUUGCUCCCCGAGGAAUAAGUGCGGAGUUGCAACAGAUACUAAAUGAUAGUUCUGCUGAAGUGGAUUCUAACUCAUCAGAUUUUUGGGUAUUGGUGGCAGCCCUGAAGGAUUUCAUUACAAAUGAAGGUGGUGGGGAAGCUCCUCUUGAAGGAUCUAUACCAGAUAUGACUUCUUCUACUGAGCAAUAUGUGCAUUUGCAGAAUAUCUAUCACGCAAAAGCUGAGGCUGAUUUUCUUGUAAUAGAAGGUCUAGUGAGAAGUACAUUGAAGAAGAUUGGUAGAGAUUCAAAUAGCAUUCCAAGGUCAACGAUUAAAAGCUUCUGUAAAAAUGCUAGAAAACUCAAAGUUUGCAGGUACCGUCUAAUUGAAGAUGAGUUUAACUCUCCAAACCUACCUGAUUUACAGAAGUACUUAACUGAUGAGGAUUACAGCAUUGCUGUGGGAAUUUAUAUUUUGCUUCGUGCUGCUGACCGGUUUGCUGCUAACUACAACAGUUUUCCAGGACAGUUUGACAGUGCAAUGGACGAGGAUAUACCACGAUUAAAGAGCACAGCAAUUAGCUUACUUAAUGACUUGGGAUGCAACGGUGCCACUUUGGCUGAGGACCUUAUCAGCGAGAUGUGUCGCUUUGGUGCUGCAGAGCUUCAUGCUGUUGCUGCUUUGGUUGGAGGAAUUGCAUCGCAAGAAGUGAUCAAGCUCAUAACAAGGCAAUUCGUACCAAUGUCUGGAACCUACAUAUUCAACGGCAUUGACCACAAAUCGCAGCUGCGUUAUGCCCGGUAA